GCAAACGCAAAACGCAAUUGGGCAACAGAACAGCCUUCGGAAUUCAUCGAGUUAACAUAAAAAUCGUUACACGUGCAGAGAUCUGGUCCAGAGACACACCCAGUAUUCAAUAAUUUCCAUAAUGGAUAGCCAUAAACUGGACAUAGCUGGUAAGAAGGACGACGAUCCGAUCCCCACGGCAACUUAUAAACAGAUACCAGAAGAAGACGUAGAUGAUCGAGAACCUCUCGCCAAGAAUGUGGUCAAGAGCCAUAACAGUACUUCAGAGGCAGACGGUGCUGAUGAAAAGAUGCUUCCUGAUGAAGAGAAAAUAUCCCCCAACGUCACAGCUGGAGAUGUUAAAUUUACAAACAAAGAAAAACAGAAUGGGGAUGCUAAAUUAGAUAUUGGUGAGCUUAAAUCCACUUUUGUUGGAAUGGGCAAGGAGGAACUCAUGAAAUAUGCCAACGAUCCGUUUUGGGUGCGACUACGUUGGACUUUGUUCAUUCUUUUUUGGUUGUUAUGGGCUUCGAUGUUAGUUGGGGCCAUUGUGAUUAUUAUUGGGGCACCGAAAUGUCCUAGACCCGAACCUAGAACUUGGUACGAACAAGGACCUUUAACUGAAAUUGAUCCAACCAAAAUAACUGAAGAUGAUUUGAAACUCCUUAAAGAAUCUGGCGUGAAAGGUGUAAUAGCCGAUUGGCCUUUAGACACUUAUCAAGGCGUUCAAGAUUCACAAGAAUUCGGCGAUUUAAUUAAAAAAGCUCAAUCUGUCGAACUUCCGGUUAUAGUAGGUUUAGAACCGGCUCAUUCAAUGCGAUUCUUUAAUGAUUCCGAAUCCAAAGCUGACGCUUACUUGAAUUAUUAUUACUGGGAGAAUCCUAAAGGUCCUCUCGAAAAUGGAUCAUCAUCUCCACCAAAUAAUUGGCUCAAUCCAAACGAUUCUACAGCGUGGGUUUAUUCUUCGAGUCGCCAACAAUACUAUUUGGCUCCAUUUGGAAAACCACAAUUAAAUCUUCGCAAUCCAGAGGUUAAAAAAGAAUUUUCAAAAAUAUUAAACGGUUUCUUAGACGCUGGCGUUAAAGGAAUUCGUAUAAAUAAAGCGCCGUAUAUGUUUGUGGACGAGAAGUUAAAAGAUGAAGUGAUGGGCGAUUCUAUGGGCAACUUUACAAUUGGGCAGUAUAACUUUUACAAUCACGACAAAACGAUGAAUUUAAACGAUUUGGGAGUGACGCUUAACGAAUGGAAAUCUGCAAUUAAAAACAAAACCGAAGACGGUUUAUUAAUGAUUUCCGAAGAUAUAACGAGUUUAGAUCCGUAUAUAUUUAACGGAAGCGUUACUGUGGAUUUACCUAGUAAUUCGCAUGUUUUUACUCAUCCAAUUGUAUCAGCUUCCCAGUUGUAUAGAGAUAUGAAUCUAACUAUGAGUUUAUUAAGGAAUAAAUGGCCGUUGUGGAAAGUUAAAAAUAAUACGGGAUUAGAUCCUGAUGUUAUUGAUAUGAUGACGUUUAUGUUUAAAGGAAGCACUUUAAUUCCAUUUAAUUAUACCGUUAAUAAAGAAUUAUUGAAGCGAAGGACGGUGCCGUCUUUAACACAUGGUACACUGGACCAAUUUUUGGUUGCAAAUCAAAGUGUUUAUGCAUUUAUUAGAAAAGAUAGAAAAGUUAUUUCUGGUAGUCCAGGAUAUCUCGUAGCGAUAAAUCCAUCAUUAGAAGAAGUCACUGUUAACUUCCCCAAAGAUACAAAUGGGGUCGUUUCGGAUGAAGUGACUGUAGACUUGAUUAGUAGUAAUUAUAAUGUUACCGACGUCAAGUCACCUAUGAAGAUUAAGGCUGAUGCAGUGAAAAUAUCUCCUAAGGCUGGUAUUGUAUUGACUUACCAACCGAAACCAAAGGAAGCAUAAAAUGGACAUAAUAAUAUGUAGAUGAAGAAAUGCAUUUAAUAAAUAAUGCAUGUAAUGUAAAAAAAUUUGUUUUUGUAAUUUCACCUUGUAAUGACUUUUAAUUUGAUUAAUAAAUAAUAAUGGCAUUUAUUAAUGAAGAUUUGAAAUACCUA
Onthophagus taurus is the source of this 2034-nucleotide messenger RNA. The record is from RefSeq and is a predicted model, not a curated record. NCBI's taxonomy places the organism in Eukaryota, Metazoa, Arthropoda, Insecta, Coleoptera, Scarabaeidae.